AUGGCUGAGUUCGAUCCAAAAAAGAAAUACCAGGAGCAGGAGGAAAUCUUUUUCGAUGAUGGCCGUGAGAAAGAGCUCUUAGAAUUCAUCCAAACCAAGCCAGAUGUUGAGGAUAUGCGAAACUCGCCGCAUAAAGUGCUGGCGGCUAUCGACGAAUUUGCACGGACCCAGAAAUAUCUCAUGAAUGUGGGAGAAGACAAAGGCCGGAUCGUGACCGACCUUAUAGCCGAAGUUAAGCCACAGGCUAUGGUCGAGCUCGGCGGUUACGUUGGGUACUCCUGCAUUUUGUUUGGAGACGCUGUCCGCAAGGCCGGUGGCAAGAGGUACUUCAGCCUCGAGAGGAAUGCCGAAUUUGUGACCGUCAUCUCUUCUCUGGUUGAGCUUGCUGGUCUGAGCGACAUCGUCAAGGUCAUUGAGGGAUCAAGUGAUGCCUCCAUCAAGAAAUUGCAUGCCACCGGAGCUCUACAACACAUCGACCUCAUGUUCCUGGAUCACUACAAGCCUGCAUACACCACCGACCUGAAGCUCUGCGAGGAACUGAACCUGAUCACCCCGGGUUCCGUCUUGGCUGCGGACAAUGUGAUCAAGCCUGGGAAUCCACCAUAUCUGGAAUACGUGCGGAGCAGCGUUGAGCAGAAGAAGCAGGCGACACAGAAAGCACACAGCGUCAAUGGUGUGGAUGCUCGCUUUGCCGAUCGAACGGCCAAACAAUACCUGAGAAGGGAGGGCGAGGCUAAACUGGACGAGACCAGGGUGGGCAAUCCGCUACUGAUCUAUGAAAGUAGACUUGUCAACAGCUGGGAACCCUCAGGAGUGCCGGUAGGUCUCUGCUUCGUGAACAAAAGCUACCAUGUGCUGACUAGACCAAUCAGGACGCUCUCGAAAUCACGAGAUGCGUUGGCGUGGCCAAGGAAGGAUGAUGCAUGCACAUAUGGCCAGAUAUCUAGAACAGAUAAAGAUAUUUUCUGA
This is a messenger RNA of Fonsecaea multimorphosa CBS 102226, 969 nucleotides long. RefSeq lists its product as uncharacterized. Gene Ontology annotation, molecular function: O-methyltransferase activity. The transcript is spliced from 2 exons. The record is from RefSeq and is a predicted model, not a curated record. Bases 1 to 969 code for a protein of 322 amino acids. NCBI's taxonomy places the organism in Eukaryota, Fungi, Ascomycota, Eurotiomycetes, Chaetothyriales, Herpotrichiellaceae.